Molecule: messenger RNA, 489 nt
Organism: Clupea harengus (Atlantic herring)
Lineage: Eukaryota; Metazoa; Chordata; Actinopteri; Clupeiformes; Clupeidae
Gene: uqcc6
Product: ubiquinol-cytochrome c reductase complex assembly factor 6
Biological process (GO): mitochondrial respiratory chain complex III assembly
Cellular component (GO): mitochondrion
Source: RefSeq, a predicted model, not a curated record
UUACUGCAACGCUCGCCAGCACACGUGGUGGCGGUAAUGCCCCACUUUGUUGCCGCGACCACUAAAUUAGAAGAAGACGGAUUGACGUCAGGACAUAUCACAGUACACCUUUGCAUGGUGGGCUCUAAAGACACUGUGUUAACUGUCUAUAAACACAAGCUAUUUACUGUCUAUUCCCAAUUCCAACGGUACCAUCUAGCUGAGUAAGGCUGCGGUAAAACAUGCCAGCUGGGGUGUCAUGGCCGAGGUACCUGGGAAUGUUUGGUGCUAGUAUACUCUCCAUGUUUGCAGGGGCCCAAGUUGUUCAUCAAUACUACAGACCAGACCUGACGAUUCCUGAGAUGCCACCCAAACCAGGAGAGCUAAGGACUGAACUAUUGGGGUUAAAACCAGUCGACAAUGGCACUGAAAGGCAAUGACAUUGCUGGUUUUACUUGUAUAUAUGUAUAGCACAUAUUGACUACCUCUAUUAAAUAGAUGUUAAUUGUU